This is a messenger RNA of Somion occarium, 1162 nucleotides long. The record is from the annotation of a GenBank genome assembly. Lineage: Eukaryota; Fungi; Basidiomycota; Agaricomycetes; Polyporales; Cerrenaceae.
ACCUAGCUACGGGUCAAAGCGAGACGACAGCCUGUGACUGCCAUUAUUUAUAGAUCUCACACGGCCUCUAUAGACUCUCAAGCACUGAACUUGGCCAUCUCCUUAUAUGAGUGAAACAACCGAAUCCAGGAUGGCAAACCUGAAAUUGCAAUCGACUAUACGUCUAUCAUCAGGCUACUUGAUGCCUCUCCUUGGCUUUGGUGUAUACCAAAACUAUACCACGAGAGAGUCAGUUCUCGAAGCGUUCAAAGCGGGAUACAGACAUGUGGACUCAGCCCAGGUCUACCGUAACGAAGCUCAUGUGGGGGAAGCCGUCAGAGAGAGCGGCUUGCCGCGUGAGGAACUCUUCAUCACGACGAAAUGUGUUAGCAAAACACAUGGUUACGAGAGUACUUUGAAAGGCGUUGACGAGUCCCUCACUAAAUUUGGCUUUAAUUACAUCGACCUUUUUCUCAUCCAUGACCCAUACUCCGGAAAAGACCUUCGACUCGCAACGUACAAAGCUCUCCUAGAGGCUCGUCAAGCUAGAAAGAUCAGAACUGUUGGCGUAUCCAACUACGGCAUCCAUCACCUGGAAGAAAUCAAAGAAGCAGGAUUCGAGACUCCCGCUGUGAACCAGAUUGAGCUGCACCCAUUCUGCCAACAGAAACCCAUUGUGGAAUAUUGCAAACAACAUGGUAUCGUUGUCCAAGCAUAUAGUCCUCUCGUUCGUGCCAAACGCAUGGAUCAUCCAACGAUAGCAAGUAUUGCUCAGAAGCACAAUCGUGAUCCUGCUCAGAUCCUGAUUCACUGGUCAUUGCAGAAGGGAUUUGUGCCCUUGCCCAAGUCUGCCAAUCCACAGCGAAUCUGGUCCAAUGCCCAAGUUUACGACUUCGCCUUGGACGAGUCAGAUAUGCAACAACUGGACGCAUUGGAUCAGGGAAAGGAAGGGGCUGUCACUUGGAAUCCUGUCGAUGCACCAUGAUCUCGAUCGAAAUGAGAGUCAAUGUUUGGACUUGGCAGAAGAGAAUAACGGAGAUCCAGAAUGAGAUUAUACAUCUAGAGAUGAACGAUACCAGUAUAACGGAAGGUAUACCUUACGAAGUGUGACGAUAGCAGGAAGAUUGUUUUCGACAGAGAAUACGAAAUGUUCGAAGCAUAUUCCAAUGAGAAGCUUAGUCCU